UCCUGAUUUCAACGGGAAUCAAACUAGGUUUUAGGACGGAUUCUCUUCCGAUUGGGGUUUCCGGUUCCGACGAUGGCAAUUCCACAUCCUUACGAUCCAGUAUAUUACAGCAUUCCGUCCAUUCCUCCACUGGAGUAUGCCGGUUAUGAAGACCCCAACGCCAUUAAUACACUCUUCGUUUCGGGUCUACCUGACGACAUCAAGGCACGUGAGAUCCACAAUCUCUUCCGCCGUCGACCUGGGUUUGAUUAUUGCCAACUCAAGUACACGGGCCGCGGCAAUCAGGUUGUUGCAUUCGCAACUUUUCUAAACCAUCCAUCAGCAAUGGCGGCUCUUCGUGAUCUGAAUGGUGUUAAGUUCGACCCUCAAACUGGUUCUACUCUGCAUAUUGAACUUGCAAGAUCAAACUCCAGAAGAAAGCGGAAACCAGGCCCUGAAGCUUAUGUUGUUAUUGAUAAGAGAUCCAUUGCUACUAAGGAUGAUCAAGAUUCUAGUGACGAUGGAGAUAGUGAAACUGAAGAACCAUCUGAAACCGACAAGGAUAAUGCAGCAAGGAGUGAUGAGGAGACGACUGGGGAUCCUGACAAUACUGUAGGUGCAGAAAAUGAACAGGCAGAAAAUACAGUGGAUGGAGCGUGUUCGACUUUGUUUAUUGCAAAUUUAGGCCCCAAUUGCACGGAAGAUGAGCUAAAACCUGUUCUUUCCCAGUACCCUGGAUUUAACACACUAAAGGUGCGUAACAGAGGUGGAAUGCCUGUUGCCUUUGCAGAUUAUGAGGAGGUGGAGCAAGCUACUGAUGUGAUGAAUGCCCUUCAGGGAAGCACACUACAAUCAUCUGACCGUGGAGGCAUGCAUAUAGAGUAUGCAAGAUCAAAAAUGAGAAAACGGUGAAAGGUGAAACCCUGAUCCUGAUCUUUAAGUGAAUUGGAUUCUUGUGGUUGUAGGAGUUGAGGAGAAAUGGUAGGUUGGCUGUAUGUGUAUUUAGUGUAUGUAUAUGCUUGCAAUCACCCAGGGUCUCUAACUGUUAACAUAAUAUAAAUAAUAUUUUGUUUUGAGAAAA
Lactuca sativa (garden lettuce) is the source of this 1060-nucleotide messenger RNA. Its product is annotated as RNA-binding (RRM/RBD/RNP motifs) family protein. Gene Ontology annotation, molecular function: RNA binding. The record is from RefSeq and is a predicted model, not a curated record. NCBI's taxonomy places the organism in Eukaryota, Viridiplantae, Streptophyta, Magnoliopsida, Asterales, Asteraceae.